AGUGACUCUUCAGGUGCUGAAACUACGGUGUAUGACGUUGAGAGGAUCCUCGCCCAAGAUGACUUUCAUGGCAAGAUGCUUUAUCUGGUGAAGUGGCAGGGCUACGGUGAGGAACAGUGUACGUGGGAACCUCCACAGAACUUCUCUGAUCCGCAAACAUUGCGAGAAUGGGAAACACGGCUUGACAUCGGAGAUGCACUUGAUGAUGAAGGCGUUGCCGCUCUUCAGGAGCGCAUGAACGCAUAUCAGGAUGCCCAGCAAGCCCAGGAAGAGGAUCAACGCCAACUCAGAGUCUCGAAACGCCGCCGGGUUGUCAAAGCCCCUAAGUCAAGGGAAUUCUCGUCAUCCGAGUCUGAUACUCCAAUGAUCUCAAAACGAUCUAAAAUUGAUGCCAGUUCAGCUGCGCAUCCCACCUCCACACGCUCAAUCAAUUCCAGAACCACUUCAAUAUCCCAAGCUAAUACGGCUGCAGUACCACGCUCCGCCAAUUCUGCAGCAGUUUCCUCCUUCACAGAACAGAAUGUUCCCACACAAGGCGAGAAGGGAAAGGAAACAGCGACUUCGCCUGAGAUCAGAAAACGUUCCAGUGUCACCUUGGUAUGGGGCGUGAAAGGGAAACCCGAGAAUCACAAGCCCAUGUCCGGGCAUCCAUCAGAAAAUCGAGGAGGUGAAAAAUUCAAGAAUCUACGCCAUCAAAACAACUAUGAAAAAGCCGCGAGUCGAAAAGGUGUUCCUGAUAUGUCCCGAAUGGAGCUAAAGUCUUCUGAAGAGUGGGCGAAACAGCGUACAGUGGCCGCACCACUGAGCCCGUUGGCCCAGAGCACUGGUGACUCAUGGCUAUUCAUCCCAGAGGAUGGACGAGCUAGGGUUGCUUCUCCAAUUCCAACAGUAAAGUCCCCAAGUGGGCCGGUUCUGCGUCCUGAAAUUGACGACUCUGCUGUCCCACAAGGCAGCCAACAGAUACAUGCCAGAACUAGUCAGAGCGAAUCUUCUGUGAGCACGAAUGCAGAACAUCAGACUAUGAAGAAAUUGAUUACCACAAAAAGGGGACGGCCAUUCAACAAGGGGGCCGAAUUACUGGUUUAUCUGUCUCUCGGUGGCCAUUCCGUGGGAGAUGUUAAGUUUCUUCAUUUGCCCCUCUGGUUAAGGACAAAGUUCAUGGCGAUUAAAUCUGCGGGUGACGCACUCUUAAAAAUUGAUUUUCCUCAGCAUGAUGUGAAGAACUGGGCAGAGUACCUUGUCUUUGCUAAAGAGUUCAUGGUAGGGGCGCCUUGCGCCUUAGGGGAGAUCGAAGCAUACGAGGACACAAAACUACCGGCCGAUAGUUUAGCAGAAUACCUGGAGCGAGAAAGUGCGUGCGCAAUAUGGUUCUAUCCAGAUCCUCUGGAGACUGUUGUCAUGAUUCUAUAUUCUCAAGCAGCGCCACGGUGGAACCUUCUGGGAAACACUUUGACGACUCCGGCGCAUAAGCAUCGGUUGCGGCUUUUGAUUCGCAAUACCAGGAGUCCACUCUAUAGUACGCAACCCCCACAGGAUCAAGGGGUGCUGCAACGAGCUUCUGGAAUAUUUGCAAACACCGCAACACGAAGGACAGCAUGGACGGAGGAAGGGGCCUCUGAAGCUGGACUUGCAUCUGGUCGGCGUCGGCCAUCAAGGGAUGCCAAUGACACCCUGGUGCACAAUCUCGAAACUGACCAAGCUUGCAAUCGAGUCGAUGUAGCUAAACUCGAUCUCACAGAAAAAGCUGGUACUGGUGACAUGAUGUACGAGAAGCAUUCUCUUUCGAGAGGUGCUUUCCAAUACUUGACCACAGUUUCUUCUCGCAUCAAGGCAGAUCCCAGCAAUGUGAGGAUUUUCAUUGCAUUUGCCAAUCUAUUUCCUUACGAGGCGCAGGUGUUGCGGGAAUGGCUCGGCGAAUUCGUUGAGGCUCGAAACAUCUUCUCCAACACUGAAAAGAACGGGUGGGAGGAAUUCUUGGAAUCGUGGGAGAAAAAAGUAGGAGUGGUUCUCUUUCACCAAGACUUACCGAAUUUCACAUCGUUGAAAAUGCUGAGUUUACGGUUGCAGGGGGAUACUCUGGUAUGCUUCAAUGUCUCGACUGAUACAUCCGGGCGCUUCUCGUUCAGGCGAAUCUUCCCUCGGGGCACCGCAGUGUGUAUUACCGAACCCUGCCUGACUGGAUUCUUGGAGCAAACGCUUGACAUACUCCGAUGGUUUGAAUUCACGACCAAGCAAAAGAAGUCAAACUGGAAGUUAGUCUUGUUUCCUGAUGCAGUGAACAAGUGCCUGCAACGUUUGUGUUCUCUGAACACAGGGGCACAGAAGAUACUUGGCGAGAUAAUCGGAAUCUUGCUCCGACUAACAAAGCCAUUAGUGCGGUCGCCAAUGGAUCCAGACCAGUACAUUAGUGGAGAAAACUUCGACGGCGAGGGUGGCACGAAUGAUAGCUUGGUUCUAUCACCACGUGAGGCAUUGUUUCCAAGCACCCAUGGUGGAUCUGGGACAUUUUCGACAAAUGAGCGAGCACUAAAGGCACGGGAUCAGAAAUUCUCAGAAUACAUACGGGCCUGGACAGUGUUGAAUUGCAUGAAUUACAGAAGAUUCUUUGUGAUAGAUGGCCAUAUGACGAGCGAGACAGAGGCACAUGCACGCCAUAUACAAUUUGGUCACCCUGAGACCUUCAUACAGGAAAAUCAA
Messenger RNA from Exophiala aquamarina CBS 119918, 2697 nucleotides. RefSeq lists its product as uncharacterized. Gene Ontology annotation, molecular function: chromatin binding. Gene Ontology annotation, biological process: negative regulation of transcription by RNA polymerase II; chromatin organization. Lineage: Eukaryota; Fungi; Ascomycota; Eurotiomycetes; Chaetothyriales; Herpotrichiellaceae. The record is from RefSeq and is a predicted model, not a curated record. The transcript has 2 exons. Gene Ontology annotation, cellular component: pericentric heterochromatin. The annotation marks the transcript as partial.